Alternaria arborescens is the source of this 417-nucleotide messenger RNA. RefSeq lists its product as hypothetical. Bases 1 to 417 code for a protein of 138 amino acids. Gene Ontology annotation, cellular component: mitochondrion; Cbp3p-Cbp6 complex. Gene Ontology annotation, biological process: mitochondrial respiratory chain complex III assembly. The record is from RefSeq and is a predicted model, not a curated record. Gene Ontology annotation, molecular function: ribosome binding. The transcript is spliced from 2 exons. NCBI's taxonomy places the organism in Eukaryota, Fungi, Ascomycota, Dothideomycetes, Pleosporales, Pleosporaceae.
AUGGCAAAUACUAUUACAAAACAAUACACCCGUCUCCUUGCCCUCUGGCCCAAGGACGCUUUGCGCCCCAAUCUUCCCUUCACACGCGCAAUCGAACAUCAUGGCAAACCAUUCGGCCUGCAACCCAUAACGCCCGCUCCCGAAGAAGGCGCAAAGCCUCAGUCCCCUGCAUCUACAACACCAGCUGCAUCGUCACCGCCUGCGAACCCCAAGCUCGAGCAAGCCCAAGUGAACGCACUAUUUUCCUUGCUGGAGAACCGAUACAGUACCAAAUAUGCACUGUCGCCAGGUGUACUAAAGCCCACAUCUGCACCAGAGCACUACACAAGGUUAAUGGACGAGAUUGAGCGGGCGCCUAAAAAGACGUGGUGGGAGGCCAAGCUGGAUCAAUGGAAGAUGAAGAUUCGAUGGUCAUGA